This is a messenger RNA of Cervus elaphus (red deer), 3051 nucleotides long. RefSeq names its product matrix AAA peptidase interacting protein 1 (gene MAIP1). The record is from RefSeq and is a predicted model, not a curated record. Gene Ontology annotation, cellular component: mitochondrial inner membrane. The coding region runs from base 51 to 926 and encodes 291 amino acids. Gene Ontology annotation, biological process: inner mitochondrial membrane organization; protein insertion into mitochondrial inner membrane from matrix. NCBI's taxonomy places the organism in Eukaryota, Metazoa, Chordata, Mammalia, Artiodactyla, Cervidae. Gene Ontology annotation, molecular function: ribosome binding. The transcript is spliced from 5 exons.
ACUUUCUUUCCAUGAUGCACAGGCAAGCACAGGGGUGAAAGGUCACAAAAAUGGCGCUGGCCGUCUGUCUUUUACCCCGCUUGCUACUUUCUCGGCCUCUACCGGCCUGGGCCGCCCGCCUCCGGACUCCCGGUUCGGCCGAGGUGAAGCCCCCAUCGUCUGGACUUUGCUGCUUCUGCCGCCGCCGCCUCUGCUCGGGAGCAGCCCCAUUUCCUCGAGUCUCUUGGGCCUCCGCGGCCUUGGCCCUGUCUGCUCGGGGUCCUCAGCGUCCCGUGCUCAGCCCCCUGGAAGUCGCCGCAACCCUCCCCACUUUCCCUUCCUACCCCCGGCGAACCUACAGCACCGAGGAGCAGCCCCAGCAGCGUCAGAAAACCAAAAUGAUCAUUCUAGGGUUCUCCAACCCCAUCAACUGGGUUCGGACUCGAAUUUACUCCUUCCUUAUCUGGGCCUAUUUCGACCAAGAGUUCAGCAUCACAGAGUUCUCAGAAGGAGCGAAGCAGGCUUUUGCUCAUGUGUCCAAAUUGCUGUCACAGUGUAAGUUUGAUCUAUUGGAAGAACUUGUGGCCAAAGAGACUCUACGUGUAUUGAAAGAAAAGGUUACUUCACUACCUGACAACCAUAAAAAUGCCCUUGCUGCUGACAUAGAUGAAAUUGUGUACACAUCAACAGGAGACAUCUCCAUUUACUAUGAUGAGAAAGGAAGGAAGUUUGUUAACAUCCUGGUGUGCUUUUGGUAUCUAACCAGUGCCAACAUCCCCAGUGAGGCCAUAAGUGGAGCCCGUGUGUUCCAGGUUAAGUUGGGGGAUCAGAACGUGGAAACCAAACAGCUUCUUAGUGCAAGCUAUGAAUUUCAGAGAGAGUUUACACAAGGAGUGAAGCCUGACUGGACCAUUGCACGGAUUGAACACCCAAAGUUAUUAGAAUAAUUGUUCUUGGAAAAAUCAGCGUAUUGAACUUUUGGCAAUUACUGUGAAAGACUAAGGGAGAAAAAAUUUUCAGAUCAAUUGAUCUUCACUUAAUCAAGUUUGUGGAUUACUUUUGUAUUAUUAUAAAAUGUUCCUUGUAGUAAAUAAGCAUGAUACAGUAAAGCAUUUUCCACAGAUUUUCGUCACUUUCUGUAGAAGUCAAAGUAAAAAGAAUUACAGCAGCCCGUCACUGGUGUCAUGUUAGUGUAUUUCUCAUGUUACAUGUAUAUGUAUAUAUACACAAACUAAUUUUACAGGUAAUAAAGAAGAUAUUGAAAAAAUACACAUUUCUAAAUUCAUAGUCCUGAAAUAUUUAUUUGUGGUUAAUACACUUAUACCAAUAAUUCAAGUAUGUGGAAGAUUUAUUUUUAAAAAGUCACUGCUGCUAUUUGAUUACCUCUUUGUUCACUAGCUAGAUGAGAAAGAAUAGAUGGAAUUACAGCAGAUGGGUCACUGCAGAACUAAAAAUCAGUGAACCUUAUUAAAGCACAAAGAGAAAAAAAAAAUAGAACAGUGCCUUAGUCCCCUAUGAAAUAACAUCAAGUCUUUCUAACAUACUUGUAUUGGACUCCUAGAAGAUGGGAUAAGGGAAACAAAAACAAUGUAAAAAAUAAUGUCUGAAAGUUUUCCUAAUUAUGAAAAUUAUAAACCCAGAGAUCCAAGAAAUUCAACCAUCAGGGACACACAUAAAGAAAACUAAAGUACAUCAUAAUCAAAGUGUUGAAAACGAGAGAAAAUUAGAAAAGCAGCUGGAGAAGAAAAAAACAACCACAUUCCAGACAGAGAGUGACUGUAUUUCUUUUCUCAAACUCUAAGUUAGAGGCCUUGGCAUGGUAUCUUUGAAAGAAAAACAUAAACCUUUUGACUUAGAAUUCCAUGUUCAGGAAAUAUAUCCUUCAGAAAAGGUGAGAAAAGAUUUUCAGACAAAGAAAAGAUGAUAGAAUUUGUUGCCAGAAAACCUGUUUUAUAAGAAAUGUUAGGGGCCAGUGGACAGAAUAGAGUUCGAAAAUGGACCCAUACAUAUUGCACAAUUGAUUCUGACAAAGGUGCCAUGGUUAUUUAAUGAGAAAAGUCUUAACAAAUAGAAUAACUAUAUAUUCAAGUAGCAAAUAACCUCAUCUUUUGCCUUACACAAUACAUAAUUUUAGUACAAAAUUUAGAUUGUGAAAUGGAUCAUAGAUUUAACAAAAGCUAGUACUCUAGAAAUUCUGAAAAGAAACAGAAAUUACUGUCUUGGGAUAGAGAAAGAUUUCUUAGUGAAUUGUGAAAGAAAAAAUUAAUUAAAAUUAAUACUUCUGUUCACAGUAGCAAGGAAAUGGAAAGUCAGGUCACAGGUUGGGGAAAACUAUUUGUAAUACAUAUUAUCUAACAAAGGGCCUGUAUUUGGAAUAUAUAUAUAAUGCUUAUAACUCAAUAAUGGAAAAUUAGCUUUAUACAACUAUCAUGACUCAUCAAACUAUGGACUUAAAAUGGGUCCAUCUUACUAUAUGUAAAUUAUUAUAUAUUUUAAUGCAAGUUAUACCUAAACAAAGCUUGCUAAAAUAUUUAGCAAGAGUAAUUUGCAGAAAAAUAAAUGAUUAAAUUUUUGUAAAGGAUAAAGCAGCUAAUCUGUUUUAUCUAAUCUUAGAUGAAACAGAAAAUAAGAUCAAUUAGGCACAUAAUUGGCAGCCUGGAUGGGAGAGGAGUUUGGGGGAGAAUGGAUACAAGUGUUUGUAUGGCCGAGUCCCUUUGCCAUUCACCUGAAACAAUCACAUUAUUAAUCAGCUAUAUCCCAAUGCAAAAUAAAAAGUUUAAGAAAGGCACAUAUUACUGAAAAAGAAAAACGCAACCAGUUACACUAUCUGUUGUAAGACACAUUUCCAGUGGUUUUAAAAAUAGAUGGGGAGUGUUUAACUUAGAAUUAAUGAAAUACAGUGCUAUUUAUUGUUUGUAAAAAUAUACAUGAAUUGUAAAACUUUUCUAAAAUGCAAGAGAUUAAUAAGGCACUAAAUGCAUGAUAUAUUGUGGCAACUAUCUGGGAGGGAAGGGAGUGGAACUUGACUGUAAUGUUUUGUUUCUUAAAAAAAAAAAAAUCUUGAUACUCAAA